GUUCCGUUCGACACUCAUCAGAAUCCGAAAAUCACGAUUAACCGGCAUGAAAAACCCUCGACUCUAGUCUCCGAUUUCACUCCGCGAAACCAUGCGGAUCAUGAAUCGUAUCAGCUUGCCGAUUAUAUAUAGCUUCAUCUCUUAGUUGUGCGUCACAUUUUCUUCAAUGGCGUCUUCGAAUUCUCUCAUGGACAGCUUGUUCCAGCGAAGCCUCGAGGAUCUGAUCAAAGGUAUACGUCUCCACCUACUCGGAGAAUCCUCUUUCAUUUCUAAAUCCGUAGAUGAAAUCCGAAGCGAGAUCAAAUUGACAGACCUCUCCACGAAAUCCAUCGCGCUACAGAAACUCUCCUACCUCGCCGCACUCCACGGCGUCGAUAUGUCUUGGGCAGCGUUCCACGCCGUCGAGGUCGUGUCCUCGUCUCGCUUUGGAGAUAAGAGGAUCGGUUACCACGCCAUUGCUCAGUCAUUCAGCGAUCAGACUCCGGUUCUGCUUCUGAUCACAAACCAGCUCCGGAAGGAUUUGAAUAGUUCGAACGAGUACGAGGUGAGUCUAGCUCUGGAAUGUUUGUCUAGGAUUGGAGCUGAUGAUCUAGCUAGGGAUUUAACUUCUGAGGUUUUUACGCUCUUGGGUAGUAGUAAGGCUUUUGUUAGGAAGAAAGCUAUCGGUGUGGUUUUGAGGGUUUUCGAUAAGUAUCCUGAUGCUGUUAAGGUGUGUUUGAAGCGUCUUGUUGAGAAUCUGGACAGCUCUGAUCCGCAUAUUCUGUCAGCUGUGGUUGGAGUGUUCUGUGAACUCACCACAAAAGAUCCAAGAUCUUAUCUUCCUUUAGCUCCUGAAUUUUACAAGAUUCUGGUAGAUUCGAGGAACAAUUGGGUUCUGAUCAAGGUUCUUAAAAUAUUUGCUAAGCUAGCUUUGAUCGAGCCUAGGUUGGCUAAGAAAGUGGCUGAUCCUAUCUGUGAACAUAUGAGGAGGACUGUGGGAAAAUCUUUGCUGUUUGAGUGUAUUAGAACAGUACUGAGUAGCUUGAGCGAUCAGGAAUCAGCUUUGAAACUUGCAGUUGCAAAAAUUAGGGAUUUUCUUGUGGACGAUGAUCCGAAUCUCAAGUAUCUCGGUCUUCAUGCCUUGUCGAUUGUUGCUCCAAAGCAUUUAUGGGCAGUUUUGGAGAACAACGAAGCUGUCGUCAAGGCUCUGAGCGACGAGGAUCUAAAUGUUAAACUUGAGGCUUUGCAUCUUUUGAUGGCAAUGGUGAAUGAAGAGAAUGUGUCUGAGAUCUCUCGAAUUCUUAUGAAUUAUGCUCGUAAGUCUGAUCCUUUGUUCUGCAACGAGGUUAUAACUUCUCUUCUACUGGCAUGCUCCCGGAACUCAUAUGAGAUCGUAGUUGACUUUGAUUGGUAUUUGUCUCUUCUAGGUGAGAUGGCUAGAAUCCCACAUUGUCAAAGAGGUCAAGAAAUUGGGCAUCAGAUGAUUGAUAUUGGUACGAGGAUCAAAGAUGUCAGACUGGAGCUAGUUCGUGUUUCUCGAUCUCUGCUUAUUGAUCCUGCAUUGCUUGGUAAUCAGUUCAUGCACCCAAUAUUGUCCGCUGCUGCUUGGGCUUCAGGGGAAUAUGUUGAAUUCUCUAAGACCCCUUAUGAAAUUGCAGAGGCGCUUCUGCAGCCACGUACUUCUCUCUUACCUCCUUCAAUUAGAGCAAUCUACAUUCAUUCCACUUUCAAAAUUCUUGUCUUUAGUCUCAGAGGGUACUUCACGGCCCAGGAGCCCAUUUCCCCGCCCUUGGUUCAGGAGUCUACUAGUUCUGGCUCCUCAGCUGUGAAUUGUUUUACAUACAAAUCUAUAUCAAGUCUGAUGAAUAUGAUUGAGUUGGGGUUACGCUCGUUAUCUGGAACCCUAGAUGUUGAAGUGCAGGAGAGAGCUAAGAACGUUCUGGGAUUUAUUGGUAUGAUAGAGCAUGAAAUUGCUGAGAAAGUAACCGGCCAAGACAACGAAACAGCAGUUUCUAGCGCCAUAGUAUUCAUGGAAGAUGUCUUCUCAGACGAGCUUGGCCCUGUUUCUUCAACUGCACAGGAAAAAGUACCCUUACCGGAUGGAUUAGAGAUCAAAGAGAAUCUUGAGGAUCUACAAGAGAUUUGUGGAGAGUUUCUCAAACCAAUAUUUGAAUCAAAUUCAAAUACGAACUCAUUCUCUGCCUCAGACAAAAUCAGCUUCUCUGUUACCAAACUUAGUAUCAGAGAUCAACAAGAAGCCUCAUCUUCUUCAUCUCCUCCACCUGAAUCUGCAUCCUUACUCGCAGAACACAGAAAACGCCAUGAUCUGUACUAUCUCUCCUCUCAGAAGAAAGACGAGCACAAUGAUAGCAAUGGCAACAACAACACGCUGAACGAAUACCCACCAGCAAAUGAGAUUUCAGGGGACUCAUUUAACCCCAAGAAGAAGAUGAACCAAUCAAAACCGAGACCUGUAGUGGUGAAACUGGACGAAGGAGAUGAUGACUUAAAGACGAAGCCAAACGCUAGUAGUAAUGAUGAACCUCUGUCUCGAGCUAUCCAGACAGCUCUAAUGGGGAAAGGGAUGGGAAAGGAAAGAGAAAAAGACAACCACGAGAAAAUUCUUGAUUCAGGAAUCAAAGAGCAGAGCUCGGGAAAAGAGAAGAAGACGAAAAAGAAAAAUGGCGAGAAAAGUAGUAAGCAUAGAUCACGACGACGAUCUGACAAAGAAGCAAGUGCAGCGAAACCAGUAGAAAUCGUAGAUUUUCUCUUAUGAGUAGUUAGUUGGAGUUUGUGUCUCUCAGACCAGACAAGAUGGUGUGCUCUUUUGUAUAUACAGUGAUUUUCAUGUACCCAUAAUUGAUUCUUUUGUGGAUAUGAAAUAUGUUUUUCAUUU
Molecule: messenger RNA, 2875 nt
Organism: Capsella rubella
Lineage: Eukaryota; Viridiplantae; Streptophyta; Magnoliopsida; Brassicales; Brassicaceae
Product: AP-3 complex subunit delta
Exons: 1
Coding region: 167-2755 (862 amino acids)
Biological process (GO): Golgi to vacuole transport; protein targeting to vacuole
Cellular component (GO): AP-3 adaptor complex; membrane coat; endosome membrane
Source: RefSeq, a predicted model, not a curated record